This is a messenger RNA of Misgurnus anguillicaudatus (oriental weatherfish), 1837 nucleotides long. Lineage: Eukaryota; Metazoa; Chordata; Actinopteri; Cypriniformes; Cobitidae. The record is from RefSeq and is a predicted model, not a curated record.
GUGACCCGACAGCAUCUCUCAGCUUCACCGCAGCUGUGUGUGUGUGUGUGUGCAGGCGCGUGCAGUCAGUUGCUCAGUUUACUAGAGGGGUCAUUUUGAGGGAUACGCGAGCGGGACAUAAUGGGAGUGGAGAUUGAGACCAUAACCCCCGGCGAUGGAAGGACUUUUCCCAAAAAAGGACAGACAUGUGUGGUGCAUUACGUUGGCUCUCUGACAGAUGGACGGAAAUUCGACUCUUCCCGUGACCGUGACAAGCCAUUUAAGUUUAAGAUUGGUAAACAGGAAGUUAUCCGUGGCUGGGAGGAAGGUAUUGUGCAGAUGAGUGUGGGCCAGCGAGCAAAGCUAACCUGUUCACCUGAUUACGCCUAUGGUAAUAAAGGCCAUCCUGGGAUUAUACCCCCAAAUGCCACCCUCAUCUUUGAUGUGGAGCUUCUCAGUUUGGAGUGAUUUAAUAUGCUUUACUGUCUUUUGUUGAUUUUUCAUGUUUAGUUUUACUAUAAUGAAGUUUAAAAACAUGAAUUUUCUUGCAGCUUUAGUCAUUCUUCUCAGAAACAGCUUUAUCAACAUCCCGCCCAUAUCGUAUGCAACUAUAAUUUCAAUUCAACAUUCUUCCUGUGCAGUUGAUAGCAUAUCACAAAAUCCUUAAUCUUGAAUCUUUGAAUGAACUGUUUAUACUUCCAUUCUCUUGUGACUCUUUAUCUCAAGCAUUAUAUAUAAGCUAAUGUUUAAGGAUUAUAAAUAUAUUUAAAGGAUUUAUAAAGCAGCAUCAUUUAUAUUUGUUUCAUAAAUGAUAAUGUAUAGUUUCCCUUAUGUCUCAAUUAAGUUGGCACAGGUAGAUUUUACACUUGUUCAAAAAUAGGGUUAUAAAUGCAAUGUUAUAAAUGCUUGAACAGUCUUUAUUACCUCUUGUGUGUUUGACACCUGCUAAAGUACCACUGCGUUUGUGUAUUUACAAAGCAGUUAUAUAAGCUCAUAACUGAAUCAUUAACUGAAAGUCAAAAUUUAUGAUCAGGGUGAUUCAUAUAAGUGAUAAUAUUGCUAAUUCUGUCAGUGACUUUGUAAGCUAUGCAUGCAUGCCUUUCUUAAAGGAACACGCUGACUUUUGGGGACUUUAGCUUAUUUGCUGAAUCCCCCAGAGUUAGAUAAGUCCAUACAUACCUUUUUAUCUCCGUGCGAUGCACCCACCGCUAGCCUAGCUUAGCACAAAGACUGGAAGUAAAUGGUUCCAGCUAGCAUACUGCUCCCAAUAAUUGACAAAAUAACACCAACAUUUUCCUAUUGAUAUGUUAUGAUUUGUAUAGUCACGGCAUGUACAAAUAACAAAGUCAUAGUGAAUUGCUUGCAGCACCGUGGUGAGGAGCAGAGAGUUCGCGCAAGUGUUGCGCUAAUCACUCCGUCCAAGUAGCAGUGCUUCACCUUCUGAGAAUAUAGUUCCCAGUAUGCGGUUUAAAAAAAGUCUUGUACACGCUGUGACUAUACAAAUCACAACAUCUAAAUAACUAAUGUUGGCCUUUUUUUGUCAUUUAUUGGGGUAUGCUAGUUGGAGCCAUUUACUUCCAGUCUUUGUGCUAAGCUAGGCUAGCGGUGGGUGCGUCAGACAGAGUUAUGGGACGCACGGAAAUGAAAAGGGGAUGUGGACUUAUCUAACUUUGGGGAUACGGCGAAUAAGCUUAAGUCCCAAAAAGUUGGCGUGUUACUUUAAUGAUUUUGACAUGUUUUAUUUACCAACUUUAUAUCUUAACAAUUAACUUGCUAACAUUGACAGCAGAUGGGCACUCUGUGUGUGCUCUUGAUUUUGAACAUUUAGUUUUCAUUGACAGAUGCCUUGAAGACAAAA